AGAGGGACAGGUGCAGCCGGGAGCCGCAGAGCGGGCUGGAGGAGGGCGAGGGCCGGGCGCUCACUCCGCCGCCAGCCUCCUCAGCCUCCUCCUUCACUCCAAGGUGGGGACCGAUUGACCGUUUCCAGGCCCCCCGGGGGCGCUGGAGACCCCGAGGGGGUGGACCAUGGCGGUGAGAUUCCAGGUGUUGGACAUGGAAGAGCUGACCAUUUGGGAACAGCACACGGCCACGCUCUGCAAGGACCCCCGGCGAGGCUUCGGCAUUGCAGUCUCUGGUGGCCGAGACCGGCCCCAUGGAUCCGUGGUUGUGUCUGAUGUGGUGCCCGGGGGACCAGCGGAGGGCAGACUGCAGACAGGGGACCACAUCGUCAUGGUGAACGGGGUCUCCAUGGAGAGUGUCACCUCCACCUUUGCCAUUCAGAUACUCAAGACCUGCACCAAGUUGGCCAACAUUACGGUGAAGCGUCCCCGGAAAAUCCAGCUGCCUACCACCAAGGCCAGCACGUCUGGCCGGGGACAUCAGGACUCUGACGAGGCUGACCACGGCCAGGGCUAUGAAGGCGACACAUCCAGCGGCUCCGGCCGCUCCUGGGGCGAGCGCUCGCGCCGGCCGAAGGCAGGCCGCCGGAGCCGGGCCGGCAGCCACGGGCGCAGGAGCCCUGCUGGGAACUCCGAGGCCAACGGGCUGGCCCUGGUGUCUGGCUUUAAGCGGCUGCCGCGGCAGGACGUGAACAUGAGGCCCGUGAAAUCCGUGCUGGUGCGGAGGCGAGAGAGCGAUGAGUUCGGGGUCACCCUGGGCAGUCAGAUCUUCAUCAAGCACAUCACCGAUUCGGGCCUGGCCGCCAGGAACCGUGGGCUGCAGGAAGGAGACCUCAUCCUACAGAUCAAUGGUGUGUCCAGCGAGAAUCUGUCUCUGAGCGACACACGGCGACUGAUCGAGAAGUCAGAAGGGAAGCUGACACUGCUGGUGCUCAGGGACCGAGGGCAGUUCCUGGUGAACAUCCCCCCGGCCGUCAGUGACAGUGACAGCUCUCUCCUGGACGGUGGGGGCCCAGAAGACAUCUCGGACCUCGGCUCAGAGCUGUCUCAGGCGCCGCCCUCCCACGUCCCACCGCCACCCCAGCACAUGCAACGGAAUUUGGAUGCCAGCCGAACCGACUCCCCCGGGAAGAGCCCCCCACUUCGGCGGGAAGAUUCGGUGGAUUCCAGAACCAUCUCGGAACCAGACUCCCCGAGGCAAAGCAGCUACGACAUCUACAGGGUGUCCAGCAGCCAGAGUGUGGAGGACCGCGGGUACAGCCCCGACUCCAGGGUGGUCCGCUUCUCCAAGGGCACAACUAUUGGGCUGCGGCUGGCCGGCGGCAACGACGUGGGCAUCUUCGUGUCGGGGGUGCAGGAGGGCAGCCCGGCCGACGGACAGGGCAUCCAGGAGGGAGACCAGAUUCUGCAGGUGAAUGACGUGCCGUUCCGGAACCUGACCCGGGAGGAGGCCGUGCAGUUCCUGCUGGGGCUGCCGCCGGGCGAGGCCGUGGAGCUGGUGACGCAGAGGAAACAGGACAUCUUCCGGAGGAUGGUGCGGUCCCGCGUGGGCGACUCCUUCUACAUCCGCACGCACUUCGAGCUGGAGGCCAGCCCGCCCUCGGGCCUGGGCUUCACCCGUGGGGACGUCUUCCAUGUGCUGGACACGCUGUGCCCCGGCCCCGGGCAGAGCCGCGCCCGCGGGGGCCACUGGCUGGCGGUGCGCAUGGGCCGCGACCUCCGGGAGCAGGAGCGGGGCAUCAUCCCCAACCAGAGCAGGGCGGAGCAGCUGGCCAGCCUGGAGGAGGCCCAGCGCGCCGUGGGGGCCGGGUCGGGCGCCUCAGUGGGCUCCAGCACGCGGGCUGAGUUCUGGCGGCUGCGGGGCCUUCGGCGCGGAGCCAAGAAGACCACGCAUCGGAGCCGCGAGGACCUGUCCGCUCUGACCAGGCAGGGUCACUACCCGCCGUACGAACGCGUGGUGCUGCGAGAAGCCAGCUUCAAGCGCCCAGUGGUGAUCCUGGGGCCCGUGGCGGACAUUGCAAUGCAGAAGUUGACUGCUGAGAUGCCUGACCAGUUCGAAAUCGCAGACAGUGUGUUGAGGACGGACAGCCCCUCCAAGGUCAUCAAGCUGGACACCGUGCGUGUGAUUGCCGAGAAAAACAAGCACGCGCUCUUGGACGUGACGCCGUCGGCGGUCGAACGCCUCAACUACGUGCAGUACUACCCCAUCGUGGUCUUCUGCGCCCCCGAGAGCCGCCCAGCCCUCAAGGCCCUACGCCAGUGGCUGGCGCCCGCCUCCCGCCGCAGCAGCCGCCGCCUCUAUGCCCAAGCCCAGAAACUACGCAAGCACAGCGAGCACCUCUUCACGGCCACCAUCCCGCUGCAUGGCACGAGUGACAGCUGGUACCAGGAGCUCAAGGCCAUCAUCCGCGAGCAGCAGACCCGGCCCAUCUGGACGGCCGAGGACCAGCUGGACAACUCCUCGGAGGACAACCUGGAGCUCCCUCACCGCGGCCUGACUGACAGCUCCGCGGAUCUGAGCUGUGACAGCCGGGUCAACAGUGACUACGAGACAGACGGCGAGGGCUACACAGACGGCGAGGGCGGGCCCCACACGGAUGUGGACGAGGGUCCCCCCGCGCCAGCUCUGGCCCGGUCCUCCGAGCCCGUGCUGGCAGAUGAGCCCCAGAGCCCGCGGGAUCAUGGGAGAGCCUCCGGUCCCCGAGGGGCCCAGGUGGACGACCACCCCCGCCACGGUCAGAGGCGACAGGACAGUGUGCGGACCUACGGGCGGGAGGCCCUGAAGAAAAAGUUUACACGAGCUCGAGAUAUGGAGUCCUCUGAUGAGGACGGCUAUGACUGGGGCCCGGCCACUGACCUGUGACCCCUCCCAGGUGGCCGUGCUGACCCAUAUUCCUUUCUCCGGCCCCCCCCCCGGCCCCUCACCCAGAGCUGGGACUCGAUUUCCCAUUCAGAACCUAGAACCCUGCCUCCUUCUGCCAGUCUUUAAUAAAUAGAGUAUUUUCAC
Messenger RNA from Ailuropoda melanoleuca (giant panda), 3046 nucleotides. RefSeq names its product tight junction protein 3 (gene TJP3). Bases 167 to 2902 code for a protein of 911 amino acids. Gene Ontology annotation, molecular function: cell adhesion molecule binding. The transcript is spliced from 21 exons. Lineage: Eukaryota; Metazoa; Chordata; Mammalia; Carnivora; Ursidae. The record is from RefSeq and is a predicted model, not a curated record. Gene Ontology annotation, cellular component: plasma membrane; bicellular tight junction. Gene Ontology annotation, biological process: cell-cell adhesion; positive regulation of blood-brain barrier permeability; establishment of endothelial intestinal barrier.